UCCAAUAAAUUAUCAGAUCAUUUAGAUGUUUUGUUGCUUGGAUGAGAAACAAUCAGUUAAUGUAUUUUUUUACAUAUAAACUAACUGGUUUGGUAUUUAAAUGUUUUGUUGUGUAGAUGAGAAUCAGAUUAAAUUUGUGAAACUGAAGCUGCAUUCAGGAACAUAAACAUUCAGAGUCCAGUCAUAAUGAAAGUGAAAGCCUGUUCUCCUUCUGGCCAGCAGAGGGCGCGGUGGCCUCCUGCAUAUAAAUCUGUUCUCCUUUUGGCCAGCAGAGGGCGCGGUGGCCUCCUACUUAUAAAGGCGGCCAUCAGAAGGGGGCGUUUCUGCUUCAUCUGGGCUGUGGGGGAUUCAUGUGUUGAGCUCAUUUUCUGCUUCAGACUCAGAGUCAGGAGCACAAAGGAGACGCUGCUGCGCCAUCCAUCUGUCCAUCCAUCCGUUCAUCCAACCAUCCAUCCAUCCGUUCAUCCAACCAUCCAUCCAACCAUCCAGCAGGAUGGACGGCUGCCUUCAGCUCCUCUCAGUCGUGCUGCUGAUGUCAUCGUGGUGCGUUCAGGGCCUCCGGGUCAGCCUGUCACCCAGGCGGCCUCUGCUCCGGCUCGGCUCCCACCAGCACAUGGUCUGCCAGGUCCACGGCUGUCCCACAGAACCGAGCAUUUCCUGGGCCACCGUCAACGACCGGCCUCUGGGGGCGUCCGUCAGCGCCAACAGAACCCACUCCACUCUGACCUUUGACCCCGUUAAGAUGGAAGACGAAGGGCAGCUGGCGUGUAAGGCCAGGUGUGGAGAUGAUCGGGUGGAGAGCCGAGCCUCCGUCAGCGUUUACUCGUUCCCAUCGGACCCCGAGAUUGCCGGGCAGGACCGCCUCAGUGACCGCGUGGAGGCGACCCUCACCUGCCGGGUGCCCAGCCUGUUCCCGGCCGGGGACCUGAACCUCACCUGGGUCCGAGGAGACACGGUUCUGAAGAGCACCAGGGGCUCUGGGUCCAGCUCCAUCCAGUUCCUGCCCCUCAGGGAGGAUUCAGGAGAAAACAUCACCUGCCGGGCGACGCUGGAGCUGCCGGGUCUGCCGCCGGGCCAGAGGACCAGAGAGACCACCGCCACCCUGAAUGUCCGCUACGCUCCGGGCCUCAUGAACAUCUCCGACCCGGUGGCGCUGAUGUCUGGCUCUCCGCUGACUCUCAGCUGUUCUGCUGAGGGAAACCCCGAGCCGACCAUCACCUGGACGGCAGGCGGUCGCCGUCUGCCCGGAGGUCGCGGAGGUCAGCUCGUCCUAUCGGCGGUGAAGCUUUCCGACGCCGGACGGUACGAGUGUGAAGCCAGAAACUCAGAAGGAAACCAAACUGCAGCUGUAAACGUCACAGUUUUAGCUCCGCCCACUAGCACCUCCCUCUCAGUGGAGCCAGGUGAGGAGGUGGUGGAGGGCCAGCAGGUGAAUUUCACCUGCAGCUCUGUGGGAGCUCCGCCUCCCAGCCUGGUUCUGAGGAGAAAAGGGGAGGAGCUUCUGAGGACUGACUCCACCCCCCUGCUCAGCUUCAGCCUUCCCUCCGCGUCACUGGAAGACUCCGCCCACUACGAGUGUGAAGCCUCCAACCAGUAUGGCUCCCAGCAGGAGUCCAGGUCCAUCACUGUGAGCGCUCACCCGCUGCAACUCUACUCCAGUCCUCAGGUGUCAGCGGAGCGCGGCUCGGCUCUGAUCCUCACCUGCAACGCCUCUGGCUGCCUCCAUCCGCCCACCUUCAGCUGGAGGAGGACGGACCGGAACCGGACCCUCCUCCAGAGGACGAAGCCGCAGGACGGCCAGUCCCACCUCCACCUGCUGAACCUUGACCUCCGGCACCAGGGAGGCUACAGCUGUGAGGCCGAGUGCGACUCGGUCACCAGGACCAGAGAAAUCCACGUCCAGGUUUACUCGUUCCCAUCUGACCCAGUUCUGGAGGAUCCCGGUCCGGUCCAGCUGGGCCAGCAGGUCCAGCUGCGCUGUGAUGUCACCGACAUCUUCUCGGCCAAUCAGCUGCGGUUCCGCUGGCUGUCGGGGAACCGGACCGUCAUGGCGGAGACGCACAGGUUCUCCGGCUCCCUGCAGAACGUGUCGUCCGUCCUGCAGCUGAGGGCGGAGGAGGCGGCGCGGGUCGUGACCUGCAGCGUGGAGCUGCUGACGGCGGACCGAGGCGUCUGGAGGUCCAGAGGAACCAGCGUCCCGCUGCAGAUCCACUAUCCUCCCAGGUCGACCGUUCUGUCCGUCUGUCCAGGUGAGGAGGUGCUGGAGGGCCAGCAGGUGACGCUGACCUGCCGCUCGGACGGAGCUCCGCCCCCCGCCGUGGUGCUGAGGCGGAAUGGGGAGGAGCUUCUGAGGAGCGACGCCAACUCCUCUUCCUCGCUCUCCCUCCGCAUCUCCUCCACCCUUCUGGAGGAGUCGGGCCUCUACCAGUGUGAAGCCUCCAACCAGUAUGGCUCCCAGUUGGUCUCCAACUUCAUCACUGUCAAAGCUCCCCCAAGGAACACUACCGUCCACAUCUUUCCUUCUACGGAAGUCCAAGAGGGCCAAAAUGUGACGGUGUGCUGCCAAAGCAUCAGCUUCCCUCCACCGGCGGUGAUCCUGAAGAAGCUGAGCAACGGGACGGAGCUGUUCUCCACCAGCGGCAUCUUCCAGUUGGUCAACGUCACUUCCAGCGACUCGGGCUUGUACCAGGUCAACGUCAGCAACGACCUGGGCUCCGAGGUCAGAGUCUUCAGCAUCAGAGUCAGAGAGGUCAGAACGGGAUUUCCUCCCGGUUUGAGCAUCAUCCUCGUCUCGGCCGCCGGCGUCGCCGCCGGGCUGACGGCCUCCGCUCUGAUCCUCGACUACAUGAGGAGAUCCAGGAAGAAAGGCUUCUACCAGCUGCCGCAGUCCGCGCCGCCGUCAGCGUGAAGCCAGCAGUGAGCUAACAGACUCUAAAACUUGGCUGCUUCUCCUUCGGGACAUCCUGAUUCCUGGUGUCUGACAGCAGCAGGAAUCAGGAGGCGGGGCUUUGAUCCGACAGAUGGCUGGCUGAAGAUGUGAGGAGGCGAUCUCUGACGCUUUUCUGAUUUCCUGCAUAACGCCGUCAUGUGGCUGAAGCUAAUCGCCCUUGGAUUCAAGCUUUCUCCAGAGCUCCUGCUUUUCCCAGCAUGCUUUGCUCCAGCGCUGGAGUUUCUGUUUUUAGUCACAUUGAAAUGUUUGGGAUAAUCAAAGUUAACAUAGAUAAGAAGAGAAAACUGUUUGGUAAGUUUAUUUAUUAAGGUCAACAGAUCAGCCUGGAUUUUUGUUAAAAAGUGUUUAACUCUGUAAAAUCAAAAGUCAUUUGAGUAAAUAUCAUCUGUUAGCUAAGACGUUAGCUGUGCAGGCCUGGAAGCUCUAAUCAUUAGCCUAGUGCCUCUGAUGCUAACGCGCUACACCAGCCUGGUGUUUAGAAGCUAAAGCUAAAGCUAACAGACCGGAUGUGAAAGCCUGAAACGCGUCGCUGCCUUUUCUACCUCAUCUUCCUUUGCACUUGUCACGAGCCCAGCGGUCACCAUGGAAACGUAAAUACUUGUUGCACAUCUGGAAAGGCAGCUGUUGAUGCUCCAGAUCAUGUUUCAGCUGUUUGGUACCGAUGCAGCUCCUGGUUCUGCUGACUCAGCUCCUCUCCUUGUUUUUAAUAGAUAUUUAUUUCCUGUCUCUUCCUCUGACUCUCGAUGCGACUUCAUCCUCUGGCGUCUUGGGGUUCGUACUUCCUGGGAACUUCCUGGGAUUUUCCCUCAGCUUUUACUUUUGCAGUUUUCUGGAAACGUGCAGAUUGUUUCCUGCGGGUUGUUUCCUGCGGUUGCCGUGGUGCCGGGGGAAAACAGCUUUUUGCUCUGGUUAUUAUUUGAUGACACAAUAAAAACUUCAUCUCUGGAUGAGCAGCAGUGGUUGGGCAGCAGUGGUUCUGCAGCAGUGGUUCUGAGUGCAGCCUGGACCCGGGUUGGUUCGGAUCCAGAUGGUUUCAAAGGAGCCGUUUUGUCUCCGCCGCUGAUUGCCAUGGAAACUGGGCUGCGAGGCGGGAAGUGGACCGGGACCGGUUCGGCUCAGACAGACGCGCCGCGGCGGUCCGUUUCGUCACCGGACCGCUGACCCCUCCGGUCGUGUGAUGCCGUCUGCAUGGCAACCAGGCCGGGCGGCGAGAAAGGAGGAGGAGCUGCAGGAGAGGCUUCAUGUUUCUGGACCGGAACCAGGACGCGCCGUGCGGUACCAGCAGAACUAUAAACAUGAGACAUAAAACAAUGAAUUGAAAACAUCAGUUUUUGUAAUUUUCUGCAGACGCUUUGAUCGCCUCGUUAUUUGUGUUUUAUCAGUUUCUACCUGUGAUGUUUGGUUUGUUGAUAUAAAUGUCUAUAAAUGAACUGCAAACAUCUGCUUGAAUCACUUUUUUACCCCGAUUUAAAUUUAUUCCUGCUUCUGAUCAUCCAAACUAAAAUUUUCUGUAUUUUUCUGUC
Molecule: messenger RNA, 4473 nt
Organism: Poeciliopsis prolifica (blackstripe livebearer)
Lineage: Eukaryota; Metazoa; Chordata; Actinopteri; Cyprinodontiformes; Poeciliidae
Gene: vcam1b
Product: vascular cell adhesion molecule 1b
Exons: 10
Coding region: 494-2908 (804 amino acids)
Biological process (GO): cell-cell adhesion
Cellular component (GO): membrane
Molecular function (GO): integrin binding
Source: RefSeq, a predicted model, not a curated record